This is a messenger RNA of Sordaria macrospora k-hell, 402 nucleotides long. RefSeq lists its product as uncharacterized. Lineage: Eukaryota; Fungi; Ascomycota; Sordariomycetes; Sordariales; Sordariaceae. The record is from RefSeq and is a predicted model, not a curated record.
AUGAGCGACAGGUGGUGCAGCAAUACCCCCAGGGAUGUAGCCACAUCGUUGAUCCAGUUGGCAAGGCUGGCACGGAUGAUGCUGCAUAAUCUGGUGCAACUGGAUGGAGACAGCCAGCAGAACCUCGAGACUUGGGACACCGCGCUCCGAGACCUUUUGAGCAUGGAGGCUCUUGAAGUGCACCUCGACUCCGACAUGCCUGAGCCGGACGAGAACAACUGGGGAAUUUGGCAGAUCUGGAACCUUGGCCGAGGUGUGGCCAAGUACGUUGUUUGCAAGACUCUCCAGAAACCCCAUAUUCGCGAGAGACUUCAUAGGCACGGUUGGGACUACGACAAUCAGAGCCCCAAGUACCACUACGAUAUCGCUCGGGAACUCUGGGGACAUCUGGUUCCCGCCUAA